Molecule: messenger RNA, 399 nt
Organism: Serinus canaria (Common canary)
Lineage: Eukaryota; Metazoa; Chordata; Aves; Passeriformes; Fringillidae
Product: claw keratin-like
Exons: 1
Coding region: 1-384 (127 amino acids)
Cellular component (GO): intermediate filament
Molecular function (GO): structural constituent of cytoskeleton
Source: RefSeq, a predicted model, not a curated record
AUGUCCUGCUCCAGCCUGUGUGCCCCCAGCUGUGGCGUUGCCACCCCGGCCCCUCUGGCUGGCACCUGCAACGAGCCCUGCGUGCGGCAGUGCCCUGACUCCACGGUGGUCAUCCAGCCCCCGGCCUCGGUGGUCACCUUCCCCGGGCCCAUCCUCAGCUCCUUCCCGCAGCAGAGCGCCGUGGGCUCGGCCGGAGCUCCCUUCGUGGGAUCCGGCUCCGGUGGUGCCUUCGGAGGCCGUGGUGGCUACGGGGGCUUCGGUGGCCGUGGAGGCUAUGGAGGCUCUGGAGGCUUUGGAGGCUUCGGGGGAUUCGGAGGUUGUGGAGGAUUCGGAGGCUUCGGGGGCAGCUGCGGCGGCUCCAGAGGCUGCGGGCCCUGCUGCUAAGUUCCAGCCCGUGCC